Cottoperca gobio is the source of this 452-nucleotide messenger RNA. Its product is annotated as histone H2B 1/2-like. Gene Ontology annotation, molecular function: structural constituent of chromatin; protein heterodimerization activity; DNA binding. Gene Ontology annotation, cellular component: nucleosome. Lineage: Eukaryota; Metazoa; Chordata; Actinopteri; Perciformes; Bovichtidae. Bases 25 to 405 code for a protein of 126 amino acids. The transcript has a single exon. The record is from RefSeq and is a predicted model, not a curated record.
UUAGUGAACACUAGAUCUGUAAUCAUGCCUGAACCAGCAGCGAAAUCAGCAGCCCCCAAGAAGGGAUCCAAGAAAGCGGUGACAAAGGCCGCUGGAAAGACCGGCAAGAAGAGGCGCAAGUCCAGGAAGGAGAGCUACGCCAUCUACGUGUACAAGGUGAUGAAGCAGGUUCACCCCGACACCGGCAUCUCCUCCAAGGCCAUGGGCAUCAUGAACUGCUUCGUGAGCGACAUCUUUGAGCGCAUCGCCGGUGAGGCCUCUCGUCUGGCUCACUACAACAAGCGCUCCACCAUCACCUCCCGGGAGAUCCAGACCGCCGUCCGCCUGCUGCUCCCCGGGGAGCUGGCGAAGCACGCGGUGUCUGAGGGCACCAAGGCCGUGACCAAGUACACGAGCUCCAAGUAAACUGUCCUGAUGUCAACCAACAAACCAACGGCUCUUUUAAGAGCCAC